Molecule: messenger RNA, 1152 nt
Organism: Scomber scombrus (Atlantic mackerel)
Lineage: Eukaryota; Metazoa; Chordata; Actinopteri; Scombriformes; Scombridae
Product: golgin subfamily A member 6-like protein 22
Exons: 3
Coding region: 193-831 (212 amino acids)
Source: RefSeq, a predicted model, not a curated record
CUUUGGAGAAGCCGACCCGUUCAGCAGAGCGAGUUUCCAUGACGGCGAUGAGCUGAUGAUGCCGAUCCACUCCACACCGGCUCCAGCUGCAGCUUGGACCGCUCCGCCUACACCUGCCCCCCCCUCCCAGGCCGCUGCCCCCCCCUCCCAGGCCACACCCCCCCCUCUCUGACCGAGGAGCAACGUAGACGCAUGGAGCUGAACAGGCAGCGAGCUCUGGAGAGGAGGAUCGCUCGCCAGCAGCAGCAGACGGAUCCGUCGAGCUCACAGCCGACUGACUCUGAACCUUCGUCUGUCUCCUCUGCAAACGCCCUCAACCAAUCUAAAGAGCAGGAGGAGGAGGUGAAGAAGGUGCAGGAGGAUGAGGAAGAGGAGGUGAAGAAGAUUCUGGACGAUGAGGAGAUGCAGGAGGAGGUGAAGGCGCAUGAGGAGAUGCAGGAGGUGGUAAACGUGCAGGAGAAGGAGGAGAAGAAGAAGGUGCAGGAGGAAGAGGAGAUGCAGGAUGAGGAGAUGCAGGAGGUGGUAAACGUGCAGGAGGUGAAGAUGCAGGAGAAGGAGGAGAAGAAGAAGGUGCAGGAGGAAGAGGAGAUGCAGGAUGAGGAGAUGCAGGAGGAUGUACAAGAUGAGGUCAAGGUGCAGGAGGAGAAGGAAGUGAAGGUGCAGGAGGAGAAGGAAGUGAAGGUGCAGGAGGUGGAGAAGGAGGUGCAGGAAGAGGAGGUGCAGCCACCCAGCAGCAGCAUCAUCACAGAUCAACCCGACCAACUUUCACUCAAAGACUCUGAAACUUCUGAGACGAUCAAACCUGAAAACAGCUGCGAGGACGAAGAUUAAAACUCUGAAUUCAACAUCUGCACUUCUUCUUUCUUUCUUCCUCUCUUUAUAUAUUCCAUCUUGUUCUCCUUGUUGUUUUUUUGGACAAAGACUCAAAGACCUGCAGCUUGUUCGGACCUUAAACCAACAUGUUUAAAUUCAGGACUCACAGCUGGUUUAUGGAGGAAGAUGAUCACCUGUUAUAAUAAAUCAGAGCUGAAAAUAAUUAUUAUUUUCAUGCAGAUGUUGAUUCAUUUAUUACUGAAUUUAAAGCAGGAAACUCAAUGUUAGUUACAGCUGUCAUACUGGACAAUAUUUAAGGUGGACUGAUCUCAUAUUUAC